CGUCUCGCAAAUCGCCAUGGAAACCGAAUAUUUCGAAGCCCCGUAGAUGAACUCAUCGGCGGUGCCUGCUAAUGUCGCUCGGUGGUGAGAAGUGCUUGUGGCUUUGCCGGCUUGUCGAUCAUUGUCUUCGUCCUUUUGCAGAAGAUGGAGUGGUCUUGGAGAGAAAAGAGAAGGAAAAGGAGCUGCUUAUUGCGCUCUCUCAUGUCGUAACUGAAAUUCAGCGCCGGGUUCAAGAAAUUGAUGGUGACUCUGAUAAUGAAGGGAUUCAAAUGUUGAUUUCUCACGAGAAAAGCAGUGAUGAGUGUGACCAAUCUUUUGAGAGGCAUCAUUGUAUGGCAAAGAUUAUCUCUGAAUUGGUACUUUUACUAGCUUUUGAGAAUCAGUAUGUCAAACAUCUUGUGGGCAAUGUUCUUACAGCCAUUACGAAAUUUGUGUUUCUAACUGGAAGCACAAGACACUGGUAUGAAUUGGUUCACUCAUUAUGUUUUUGCAUGGAGUUGGUGCUUGCCAGAUUCAUAUCUUCUCCUGCACCCUCAAUCACUGGGUCUGAAAAUUUAGACUGUUAUUUAUCGACCUUAAGUAAUAUCUUAUUACCUAAGCUGAAAAGUUCCAAUUUGUCCACAGUUGCUGGCAUUAUUCAAGUUUUGCGAAAUACCUUGAAAUUCUUAAAGCAAGAGCAGAGUGAUCUUGUUGCAGUGUUCUUUGAUUCUGUUAAUUCUUGUCUUUCAAAGAUUCCUUGGAAUUUAUUGGGUAAGAUCCUCACUGAGGAAAGUUUUAACAUUGUAGAAGUCCAGAGCAAUGAUGACUCAUGUUACAGUAAUUUGCAUCGGAAGCAAGGAUUAAAAUUUCUGUUCCUAGGAAAUUUUGUUCAAUUUCUAUGUUCCUUGGCUGAGCCAAGUGGCUUUGAGGAAUCUUCAGGUGGUUCGCUUACGACUCACCCCCUACUUGGUACAAUUAUCAACCUGAUUCCUAACCUUUUCGAUUGGUGCCUCAACUACCAAGUAGAUCACUUUGAUGGGUGCUUGUCCCGAUAUUUCAGUCACAAGUUGUUGAUAUUAAUGAUCAGGCUUAGUUUCGGUUGCCAUCUUCAAUGUUCCACUCUUGUUCUAUGGUUGCAACUUUGCAGAAAUCGUUUCCAAAAUCUCUUGCUGCUUCCAAAGCUUGAGCUGGAAUCUUCCUCCGACACUUCCCUUGAAGAUUCUCCAUUGACCUUGAGUUAUUUUGGUGAAGAACGUAGUCCAUGUUCCAUGCAUCUACGAAGACUGGCUAUUUUUCUUUUCCUCAGGUGUUCCUUAAGCUUCAUAUGUAAACAACCUACUGAAAAGUAUGAUACAUCUAUAGCUCUAAAAUCUCAGUUGAUGUGCACUACAAAUUUGGAAAGUAAAUGUGAUGGCUGCAAUUGUAGCAAGAAAGCUAUACUGGAGCUCUAUAAGUGGCUUCAGGGGAACCUUCCAACAAAUAAUUUUUUGGAUACUAAAAUAUAUGCAACAAACUGCAUCAAGUUCGUGUCAUCAUUUCUCCAGCUAUAUAUGCAUGAGGAUGAUUUACUAUUCAAAGUGUUGUUGCAACUUCUUCCUCUGCCUUCUCGUUCAGGGCCAUGGUCUUGUGAAGGACUGUCCCAGGAUGUGGAGGAAGAUAUACUUUUUCAUGUUUCCAACUUCUUUUAUCCUCAGCACAUGUUCCACAUUUUUCUUAAGGAGUUAAACUAUGAUCAUGAAAUGCUCUUAGAUUACCUCAUGUCAAAAGAUUCAGGAACGUAUUGUUUGGAAUAUCUCCUGAGAUGUUUGCAUAUAAUAAACGACUCCAGGCAUGCACCAGAGGAUUUAUCAACGGAGUGGGAUGUUACAACUCACUCUUCAUGCAAGAGAAGAAAAGUUUUGCUGGAUAGCUCAACUAUUCCAGACGAGCUAUUGUCUAGUUCACCCAAUCAAAGAAAUGAAACUCUUCUAUCUUCUGUGGACGCUAAAAAUUGCGAUUAUAGCUACAAGCCUCAAAGAUUUUGGGUAAAAGCCCUCAAGAAAUCUAAAAAUUGUCUGCAGUCGCUGAAAAGAUCCUUGGAAAAUCUUCAUAGAGAGAAUCUCUUUCCAUACAAUCCCGAAGUGCUCAUAAAACGUUUGACGAAAUUUCUGGAGCUUCCCAUGGAAUAAUAAAGUAAUUGGGAGGCAUCAGCCCCAUCCAGAGGUCCUCUUGUUGAAGCAUGGAGUUCCAAUUUUGAUUUAGCUCCAACUUUCCUUCAAGCUUGGACGAUUCUGUUAGUCCAAAAGCGUCAUCUUCGAGCCCUUCAAAUAUCUUCCUUUCUCAGUUAUUCUUUGUAUGUGUGGAAUAUUGAAGGCCUUCAGACCUGGAGCCAUUCGAAGUCAUAUCAUCAAUUGAGGUAAUGCAAAUGUAGUGUAUUUUUUCAUUCAGAAACGCUUCUGCUCCAUUGAUAGCAGACGAGAAAACACGUGAAGUUGUCUCCUGUAGCUUAUAGAAAGAAGCACAUUCUUACUGAUGCAGAAGUUAAGAGUAGGCACCACCCAUUUUGUAUGUAUUAAUUUAAGACGUAGUCGAUUAAGAAAAAAAUGAUUGUAUAAUGAUUCAUUGAUUCUUUUAAUGCC
Molecule: messenger RNA, 2597 nt
Organism: Cucurbita maxima (winter squash)
Lineage: Eukaryota; Viridiplantae; Streptophyta; Magnoliopsida; Cucurbitales; Cucurbitaceae
Exons: 12
Coding region: 72-2147 (691 amino acids)
Source: RefSeq, a predicted model, not a curated record